Messenger RNA from Ochotona curzoniae (black-lipped pika), 2871 nucleotides. RefSeq names its product collagen type XXI alpha 1 chain (gene COL21A1). NCBI's taxonomy places the organism in Eukaryota, Metazoa, Chordata, Mammalia, Lagomorpha, Ochotonidae. The transcript has 29 exons. The record is from RefSeq and is a predicted model, not a curated record. Bases 1 to 2871 code for a protein of 956 amino acids.
AUGGCACAUGAUAUUGCAGUUUUUUGGAUUACUUUGGUUCUAUUUCAGAAUUCUGUCUUAGCUGAAGAUAGUGAAAUAAGAUCAAGUUGCCGUACUGCUCCAACAGAUUUGGUUUUCAUCCUAGAUGGUUCUUAUAGUGUUGGCCCAGAAAACUUUGAAAUAGUGAAAAGGUGGCUCGUAAACAUCACACAAAACUUUAACAUAGGACCAAAAUUUGUUCAAGUUGGAGUGGUCCAGUAUAGCGACUACCCUGUGCUGGAGAUUCCCCUGGGCAGCUAUGACUCAGGAGAGAAUCUGAUAAAAGCUAUGGAAUCUAUACACUAUUUGGGAGGAAACACAAAGACUGGAAAGGCCAUCCAGUUUGCACUGGAUUAUCUUUUUGCAAAAUCCUCACGAUUUCUGACAAAGAUUGCAGUGGUACUUACAGAUGGUAAGUCCCAAGAUGAAGUGAAGGAUGCAGCAGAAGCAGCAAGAGACAAUAAGAUCACGUUAUUUGCUAUUGGUGUUGGUUCAGAAACAGAAGGUGCAGAGCUGAGAGCUAUUGCCAACAAGCCUUCAUCUACUUAUGUGUUUUAUGUGGAAGACUACAUUGCAAUAUCCAAAAUAAGGGAAGUCAUGAAGCAGAAACUUUGUGAAGAAUCUGUCUGUCCAACAAGAAUUCCUGUGGCAGCUCGUGAUGAGAAGGGAUUUGACAUACUUUUAGGUUUGGGUAUAAAGAAAAAGGUUAAGAAAAGAAUUCAGCUCUCACCAACAAAGAUAAAAGGAUAUGAAGUAACAUCAAAAGUUGAUUUAUCAGAAUCCACAAGCAAUGUUUUCCCAGAAGGUCUUCCUCCAUCAUAUGUAUUUGUUUCCACUCAGAGAUUUAAGGUCAAAAAAAUGUGGGAUUUAUGGAGAAUAUUAACUAGUGAUGGAAGGCCUCAAAUAGCUGUUACCUUAAAUGGUGUGGAGAAAACAUUAUUAUUUACGACAACUAGUGUAAUUAAUGACUCACAAGUGGUCACCUUCACUGAACCUGGAGUUAAGACAUUGUUUGAUGAAGGCUGGCAUCAGAUUCGUCUCUUAGUAACAGAGCAAGAUGUGACUCUGUAUGUUGAUGAUCAACAAAUUGAAAAUAAACCCUUACAUCCAGUUUUAGGAAUCUUUAUCAAUGGACAAGUCCAAAUUGGAAAAUAUUCUGGAAAAGAUGAAACUGUACAGUUUGAUGUACAGAAGUUGCGCAUCUACUGUGACCCAGAGCAGAACAACCGAGAAACAGCAUGUGAAAUUCCUGGCUUUAAUGGAGAGUGCCUAAAUGGUCCCAGUGAUGUAGGUUCAACUCCAGCUCCCUGUGUUUGUCCUCCAGGAACACCAGGAUUACAAGGUCCCAAAGGUGACCCUGGCCUACCUGGCAGCCCUGGCUAUCCUGGACAACCUGGUCAAGAUGGUAAGCCUGGAUACCAGGGACUCACCGGUUCACCAGGUGUUCCAGGUUCCCCAGGAGUGCAAGGAGCUCAAGGACUGCGAGGUUACAAAGGAGAACCAGGGAGAGAUGGUGGAAAGGGUGACCGUGGAUUUCCUGGAUUUCCUGGGCUUCAUGGAAUACCAGGAUCAAAGGGUGAAAUGGGUCCCAAAGGAGAUAAAGGAUCACCAGGAUUUUAUGGCAAAAAGGGUGCUAAAGGUGAAAAGGGCAAUGUGGGCUUCCCUGGCCUUCCUGGACGUGCUGGAGAACCAGGAAGACACGGAAAAGAUGGAUUAAUGGGUAGUCCUGGUUUUAAGGGAGAAGUAGGACCCCCAGGUUCUCCAGGGCAAGAUGGACCCCGGGGAGAGCCUGGAAUUCCUGGAUUUCCUGGAAGCCAAGGACUAAUGGGCCAAAAGGGAGAAAUUGGGCUUCCAGGACCAAUAGGGAAGAAAGGAGCACCAGGAAUGCCAGGUUUGGUGGGAAAUGCUGGCUCACCAGGCCAGCCUGGAACACCAGGACCUAAGGGGAGCAAAGGUGAACCUGGACUUGCAGGUAGUCCUGGAGCUUCUGGGCUCAAGGGAGAGCCAGGAUCAUCGGGUCUGCCAGGAGAACCAGGAUACAUGGGUUUACCUGGAAUUCAAGGAAAAAAGGGGGACAAGGGAGAUCAAGGUGAAAGAGGCAUUCAGGGUCAAAAAGGAGAAAACGGAAGGCAAGGAAUUCCAGGGCAGCAGGGAAUUCAAGGUCAUCCUGGUGUAAAAGGAGAGAGAGGUGAAAAUGGAGAACCUGGUAUCAGAGGUGCAAUUGGACCAAAAGGAGAAUCUGGGAUGGAUGGCAUGAUGGGACCAGCAGGUCCCCAAGGGCCACCUGGGGAAACAGGUCCUCAGGGCCCUCCAGGACUGGAUGGGAAGCCGGGAAGAGAAUUUUCAGAACAAUUUAUUCGCCAAGUUUGCACUGAUGUAUUGAGAGCCCAGCUGCCAGUCUUACUUCAGAGUGGAAGAAUUCAAAAUUGUGAUUAUUGCCGGUCCCAGCGUGGUUUCCCUGGUGUUCCUGGACCACCUGGCCCCAUAGGCCCAGAAGGUCCCCGAGGAUUUCCUGGUUUGCCAGGACGAGAUGGUAUUCCUGGAAUAAUAGGAGCCCCUGGACGUCCAGGUGCCAGAGGAAUAAGAGGGCUACCAGGAAGAAAUGGCGAGAAAGGGAGCCAAGGGUUUGGGUUUCCUGGAGAACAGGGUCCUCCUGGCCCCCCAGGUCCAGAGGGCCCUCCUGGAAUCAGCAAAGAAGGUCCCCCAGGGGACCCAGGUGCUCCUGGGAAGGAUGGAGACCAUGGAAAGCCUGGAAUCCAAGGGCAGCCAGGGCCCCCUGGCAUGUGUGACCCAUCACUGUGCUUUAAUGCAAUUGUUGGAAGAGAUCCAUUUAGAAAAGGACCAAACUAUUAG